Messenger RNA from Pantherophis guttatus, 5486 nucleotides. It is a transcript of the gene TFRC, whose product is annotated as transferrin receptor. The record is from RefSeq and is a predicted model, not a curated record. Lineage: Eukaryota; Metazoa; Chordata; Lepidosauria; Squamata; Colubridae. Gene Ontology annotation, cellular component: external side of plasma membrane. Gene Ontology annotation, biological process: intracellular iron ion homeostasis; iron ion transport.
GGGAGAGCGAGCGAGGAGGAGGAGCGUUGCGCCUCUCGCUUUUACGGGUGAGGUUACGCAAGGGCGGGGCCUGCGGGUGUCACGUAUUCCGCUGAACUGAGCUGCCCUUCGCGGGGAAGAACCAGCCGGGGAAGGUUCCAGUUAAGUAGCUGAAGAAAUCUGGAAUUAUGGAUCACGCCAGGAAAGCAAUAUUUAACAUGUUCGGAGCCGAGCCCCUCUCCUAUACUCGCUUCAGUUUGGCCCGACAGCCGGACGGGGACAGCAGCCGGGUGGAAAUGAAACUCUCCGCCGAGGAAGAGGAAGCAGGGGAAAACGGCAUGAUCGACCAUCUGCCCCCCAGGAAAGUCAAAGGCAGGAACCAUCGGCACCUGUGCUGCAUGUGUGGCGGGGCGGCCUUGCUUUUACUAAUAGGAUUUUUGUUUGGCUAUAUAAGUUUCCGUGCCCGGAUGCCACCGGCGGCAAAGUGUAACAAUGGCGCAGUGUCAUCGAGUGACGAGAUCGCCUAUUCAUCUUUAUACCCUGAAGCCAACAAUCCCCCAUCUGAUCCAGUGCUCUAUUGGGGAGACCUGAAGAAAUUACUGGGCGAUCGGCUAGCCAAGGCCAAUUUCGAAACAACGAUCCGGGAAGUGUCCUCUGAGAAUCACGAAGCCGGCAGUGGACGGGACGAGAUUCUGGCUAAUGACAUCCACAAUAACUUUGAGUCUUACAACUUGGAUAAAGUCUGGGAUGAUGAGCAUUAUGUCCGUCUCCAAGCCAGGUCUUCAAAUGUAAUUACUUUGGAAGAUGGUAAAAACACAUUCGUGGAGGCACCCAGUGCUUUCGUAGCCUACAGUGAAAACGGCCAGGUUUCGGCCAAACCGGUUUUCGCCAAUUACGGCCGUAAAGAUGAUUUCAAAGUCCUCCUAGACAAAGGUAUCUUCCUGAAUGGCACAGUGGUCAUUGUGCGAGCUGGCAGUAUUACUUUUGCCGAGAAGGUUGCCAAUGCCAAAGCACGGGGCGCUGUAGGAGUGUUGAUCUAUCCGGAUCCUGCUGACUACAGGAACCUUGGACCAACUGUGGCUCUGUUUGGACAUGCUCAUCUUGGAACCGGUGACCCGUAUACCCCUGGGUUCCCUUCUUUCAACCACACUCAGUUCCCGCCCGUCCAGUCUUCGGCCCUCCCCGGCAUCCCCGUCGCAAGUAUUUCGAGCUCGGCUGCACGAACAUUAGCCAGUGUUCUGGAUGGGUCAGACUGUCCCACCACGUGGCAAUACACGAUCUUCCGCAAGUGUGCGACCUCUCCGUCCGGAACGAACGUGAAGCUCAACGUUAACAACCAACUGGUAGAGAAGAAAAUCCUGAACAUCUUCGGCGUGCUUAAAGGCUUUGUGGAACCAGAUCGGUAUAUCGUGAUCGGAGCUCAGCGCGAUGCCUGGGGAGAUGGAACAGUGAAAUCUGCAGUCGGGACGGCUUUGUUGCAGGAGUUGGCCCACACACUCUCUGGGAUGGUCAAAACUGACGGCUACAAACCUCACAGGAGCAUCAUCUUUGCCAGCUGGAGCGCAGGCGAAUUCGGAGCCGUCGGUGCCACGGAAUGGCUAGAGGGCUACGCUGCCUCUCUGCAUUUGAAAGCGUUCGCUUACAUCAAUCUGGAUGCCGCCGUUUCAGGAUCCAAGGAAUUCCGAUUCUCUUCCAGCCCCUUGUUGAAAAAGCUCCUGGAGGAAGCAGUCACAGAUGUCUCCUUUUUGCCACUCAAUCUUCGUGCCGCUUUUGCAAGCAAAGAAGUUCCGUUUCGGUUUGAUGACGCAGCGAGAACAUUCAUCGCCUCCUCUGGAAUCCCCGCCAUCUCCUUCAGCAUCAACAACGGCGGAGACUCCUACCCCUACCCCUAUUUCGGCACCGCGGAGGACAAUCCAAGCAACCUGCUCGCGGCCUUUAGCAACAGCAUCGUCCUGAUGGAACAGGCGAUCCGGUUGGCCGCCGAAAUAGCCGGCCGGAUGGCCCUCAGGUUGACCCACGAUCGGGAACUCUACCUGGAUUACAAGAGCUACGACAGCCGGCUGCACAAUUUUGUCGCGAGCCUGCUCCCUUACCAGAGGGAAAUGAAGAAACGGGGCUUGGAGAUCCAGUGGCUCUUUGAGGCCCGCGGAGAUUUUACUCGCGCCACCACCGCGCUGACCCAGGAUGUGAAAAACACCGACCUCAACGACAGGGAUGCGUCCCGUCUCCUGAAUGACCGGCUGAUGAAAGUGGAGUACCAGUUCCUCUCCCCAUACGUCUCCCCCAAGGACACGCCCUUCCGCCACAUCCUCCUGGGCUCCGGAUCCCACACCGCCCAGGCCCUGCUGGAACACGUCAGCCUGCUAAAGACCAACGCCAGCGCUUUCGACGAAGUCCUCUUCAAGAACCAGCUGGCUCUCUUGACGUGGACCAUCCAAGGAGCAGCAAACGCCCUGGCCGGCGACGUUUGGGACAUCAACAACGAGCUCUGAAAACCCCCAUCCCUACUACCUUCCCAAAAGACCACCCCUCGCCCACACACCCUCUUCCCGCAACCCGUUGCACAGUUUACACCUUCCCCUUUAGCUUUUCAGCAGAAUUUUUUAGAGGCCCCCCAAAGUCGAGGAAGGUGGGAUUCGAAUCUUGGGAGGGAUUUUUUAGAUGCAAGUUGACGUCUCUGCCCAAUGUUGCUAAUCAGCCCCCUUGGCAAUCUUAAAAGGAAUUUCUGCUUUUUUCGAGUAAGCGAACGCUGGCGUCCGGCUGCACAGAAAGUCCGUAAGCCGACCACGUUCCAGUUGGCACGAAACUCCUCCCGCGAAACGAAAAGGCUUAAAAUUGGUUAGCCGUCGACUGCUUGGGAAGGCGGGAGCCGAGUUCGAGUCCUCCCGCACAUUUUUUAUUAAGAGCCUUUUGCAUCGGCCCUGGAACGUGGAGCUUUCUGCCUUCUGUCCAGUUCCCCUCCGGCCGCUUACUCGGGAAAUGAGGUGAAUGGGAUGGAUCCGGCGGGCACGAUUUAGGAAUUGGCAACGGGAAGCCCUUUUCGGGGAGAGCCCGGAUUUUGUCUUUGUCUCCUUGCGUUGCGGCCUACCGGGAAAACACGAGCGCCUUUCCGUCGGUCGCACCGGUGGAGGAGGGUGAGUUCACCUGGACUCUUGGUCCUGAAGAUAUAUUUAUUAGUUAUUUAUUUAUCAGUGACAGUGUUCACUAUAAAUGCUAUUUGUGUUCUACCGAAUAUAAUUAUCGGAAGCAGUGACUUCCAUAAUUAUGACAGUUAUACUGUCGUUUUUUUGAUAUAAGUAAUAAAAGCAGCAUCUGCUAACCCUGAGGAGAACUGGAGAUUUGAAGCCCUUGAGCCUUCACUGGCCUGCAGGAACGGCGGUGAACAUCUUGGGGGAGGGGGGAACCCCAAGGUUUUAGAAACGGGGAAGUGGAUUUCCCUCCGCUGCGGCGCUUUUAAGAGCUCACCAAGGAGAGGGUCUGCAGCCGCUGCCUCUUCCGUGGUGCGCGGCGGGAGGGCAGAAAACACCUUGGCGCCCUCCAGAUGUUCUGGACUUGACGCCCCAGGAUUUGAGCAGCUGUGCCUGCUUUAAAUUCUGGCCGUCGGCCUGUUUGGAGGGUUGGCCUCGAUCCCUCUGGAUCUCCAACCUCGGCCACUUUUAAGACUUGUGGCCUUCAACUCCCAGAAUUCCUCAGCCAGCCAGCCGUGUCUUGUUUCUUUUUCUCCUUCAAAGAGGAGAGAGAUUGCAGAGGAAGGGAUUGCAAGAGAGUAAGCUAUGCUGUCGGAGGAACUCUGGGAGUUGAAGGCCACAAGUCUUAAAAGUGGCCAAGGUUGGAGAUCCCCCCCCCCCCUGCUACAGACCCAGGGGGAUCUUGUCCACAUUCCCUAGAUUUCUGCCUAUCCAGGAGUGGCCAGCAACUGCAGACCCCCUCCCCAUGUGGGCUUCCACCUAGCCCCCCCCUUCCACCCCGCCUUUGCCGGCGAGGGCUAAGCGGAAGGGAGCUGGCUGCAGGCUUUUUGUACCCAUCUCUGGGCCGUUGCCGCACCGCCUCCAGUCCUGCAGAGCAAACUCCAGUCCUGCACAGUGAACGUGAAUCUCAUUAUCGGGGGCAGGGUCUCCCAUAAUGUCCAAGAACAAGGUAGCUUUUGCCUACCAGAAGUGUUGUAUCGGAGGCAGUGACCUCCAUAUGUUGCACUAAAGGGUGUCUUUAUAAUUAUCGGGGACAGUGUUCCCCAUAAUUUUUAUUAUCUAAAUGCUCGUCGCCUGCAGAGCAUGGUCGUUAGUAUCUAACAUGAAUUAUUUGAAACCUGGUACGAUUGUCUCUUUCUGUCUCAAUUGGGGAGGGGCUGGCUGCGCGAGAACCUGUUCGGCGGGGGGGGGGAGGCAUCAUCGCCGACUCUGGCUUACCCAGCACCCAAAAGAUGCCCCCCCCUCCCAGCUCAGUUGCUCUCGCUCGGCCCCUCCUUGCCCUAAGGAAGCAGAAUGGCCACCUUUGUCCUCUCUAGACCAGGAAUCCUGGCUUGUUCUCCAAACAGCUCGAGGCACGCAGGAGUGAUGCCAGGCGAAAGCUAGAGCCACGUGCGUUUUCUUAAAAGGCAUGGACUUUUCUCUGAACUUUCCAUCAAUGUCCUUUUUUUUUUCCCCUUCUCUCUCUCCCUCUCUCUUUCUCUCUCGUUUGCAAAGCUUCUCAUGAGUUCCUGGGUGAAUGUAUGUAUGAUCAGAGGAAUCUUCUGGGUAAAGUGAGAAACAGGCCAGGAAGAACCUGGGAAAGCCAAUGACAGAUGCUGUUGGUAUUUUUUUUCUCUCUCUUUCUUUCUCACAUCUGUAGCCAAAACAUCUGGUCUAAAGAACCUGUAGGAAUCUUCUAAGGAGACUUUGAGCUGAAAUUCUGCUUGCCCUGGCUUUCCAAAACGCCUUAGCUUCUGUUUUCUGCUUGUUGGCACGGAAGGCCAAACAAUAAAAAUGGAAUUUGUACGCCACGGAAAACCUGAGUUUUUGAGACGAGAGAAUUCCAGGCCCGCUUUUGGCUAUCAAAGACCUUGGUGGGAUUUCGGUGAACUGGAAAAGACGACAGUGCCCCCGGUUUAUAGGCCAUCUCCGGGUGUCGGUCAUUCAGUUCAAAUCAAAGGCUGUUGCAUUUCAGACCUGUUUUCGUUUGUGUGAAGAAGAAGAAGAAAAAAAGAGUUGGCUUAGUCAACCUUCCCGUGUGAGAUUUUCUUCCCUGUUGUUUCAUAAAGCGGAGGCACAAAUGUCUCUUGUUGUGUAUAUUGUUUCCGUAGCACUGCAUGGAUCCCGGGUGCGUUGAAAGCACUAGAUGUAGUUGUUAGGGGGGGGGACAAAAAAAAUUAACAGGUGUUAAUCGAAGUGUUGUCGUUCAUCCUGAUAAGCUGCAACUUUUUUUCUCUCUCUAUAUAUAGAGUUAGAGACGCUGUCUUGAUGCAAUCACUGUUUGAAAAAAAUGCAAAACCUGACUUGCUCCGUCAUUAAAAGGAAAAACAAAAACCCAAA